GAAAUUUGAAAUAUAUGGACUCGUUAAGAUAGGAUUGGGGAAGUGUGAAGUAGUGUAUGAAAUAGCAGAGAGAAGUGAAAAGAAAUGAGGAGCGUGGGAGUGGGGGUGUCCCGGUUUGAGGGCAAAUUGAAUUUGGUGUUGUCUCCUCAUUUUCCCCAAUAUCGUUGUUCGCAGAAGAAGGAGUUGAAUUUGAAGAUUCAGGGUUCUCGACUGCUUAAAUCUCAGCCUCAUGCUGCUUCUUCUUCUUCUCCUCUCACUUCCUCCUCCGGUGCCCAAUACUCUGAGCCAUUGUUGGAUACAAAUACAAAUAGAAAGAAGAGAAUAGCUGGCAUUGAUCAAGAUGAAUUAUUGGAUCCAUCACUUCUUGCUGAUCCGGAUAGUCGUUUUUGUGAAUUUCAAGGUGUGCAGAUACACCACAAGAUAUAUGAAUUCCAAGCUCCUAACUCUUUACAGAAGAAUCACACACUUUCUCAACUUCCGUUGAUUUUACUUCAUGGCUUCGGAGCCUCUGUGUUCUCAUGGAAUCGAGUUAUGAAGCCUUUGGCAGAGCUUAUCGGUUCCAAAGUUCUUGCUUUUGAUAGACCAGCCUUUGGGUUGACAUCAAGGCUAAAUUUCUCCUCUCAUUCAUCUCCUGCUACUGAGAAUAGAAGACCUCUGAAUCCAUACUCCAUGGCAUUUUCAGUGCUAGCAACCUUGUACUUCAUUGAUUUCUUAGCGGCUGAGAAGGCAAUUUUGGUGGGGCAUUCAGCCGGUUCCCUUACAGCAGUUAAUUCUUACUUUGAAGCACCAGAACGUGUUGCUGCUCUGAUCCUUGUUGCCCCAGCAAUUUUGGCCCCACUUAUUGUGCAUAAGGCUGUUGAAGGAAACCAGUUGGGAAGAGAGAACCGGAUGGAAAAAGACAGCUCUGAUUCAAGCAGUCUCAGGAAUCCAUAUCUGAAGCUUUCCAAGAUUUUGUUGAAGUUUGCUAAGCAUGUUGCACAGGCAAUUAUGCAAAUGGUGAAGGGGAUGGCAGUUAUGCUGAAUUCUCUGUAUAAAAAACUAUUGUCAGCUAUUUUGCGCUCUGCCUUUGCUGUGAUGCUGGUAAGGAUGGUAAUUGAUAAAUUUGGUAUAGCUGCAAUAAGGAAUGCAUGGUAUAACUCAAGUCAGGUUACUGAACAUAUCCUAUAUGGUUAUACUAAGCCCUUGAGAACAAAGGGUUGGGACAGGGCACUGGUUGAAUAUACAGCAGCAAUGCUUACAGAUACAGAGACGGGGUCAAAGCCACCACUGGAAAAAAGACUCCACGAAAUCUCAUGUCCUGUUUUGAUUGUCACGGGUGAUAGCGAUCGAAUUGUCCCCUCUUGGAAUGCUCAGAGACUUGCACAAGCUAUACCUGGAUCCCACCUCGAAGUAAUUAAGCAUUGUGGGCAUUUGCCCCAUGAAGAAAAAGUGGAAGAGUUUGUUUCAGUUGUUGAAAAGUUUGUGCAAAGAGUUUUUGGUGAACCAGAGAAGCAAUGUCUGGAAGCUGUAACAUGAAAUAUGUCUCAUAUACUUUGGAAUUUUUCUUUCAAAAUGCAGAUUAGUGAGUUUGAAUUGCAAGACUUAAAAUUAGUCAUAUGUAAAAGUUACUGCUCUUAAACCCCAUAAUAUCAUCCAUUAGGAUACGGAAACAUGGCUCAGCCAAGCAAUUAAAAGAUGCUCAUAACGUUACUUCGAUGUACAAGAUAAGUUGCAAUUUCGCAUUAUACUAUAAUAUUGUUAUUGUUGAUGAUAAUGAUAAUGAUAAUUUUACUAUCUA
Quercus robur (English oak) is the source of this 1777-nucleotide messenger RNA. RefSeq lists its product as uncharacterized. The transcript has 6 exons. Gene Ontology annotation, cellular component: chloroplast envelope. The record is from RefSeq and is a predicted model, not a curated record. The coding region runs from base 85 to 1515 and encodes 476 amino acids. Lineage: Eukaryota; Viridiplantae; Streptophyta; Magnoliopsida; Fagales; Fagaceae.